CCAAACAUUGCCCAGAAGAGGAUGCAAGGCUCACUAGAGGCUCAUGUCAAUGGUUUCCGCUUCACAUCUGUUAGAGGAGAUAAAGUGGAUAUUCUGUACAAUAAUAUUAAACAUGCUUUGUUCCAGCCCUGUGAUGGAGAAAUGAUUAUUGUCUUGCACUUUCACCUCAAGAAUGCCAUCAUGUUUGGGAAGAAGCGGCAUACAGAUGUGCAGUUCUACACAGAAGUGGGAGAGAUCACCACUGACUUGGGGAAACAUCAGCACAUGCAUGACCGAGAUGACCUCUAUGCUGAGCAGAUGGAAAGAGAAAUGAGGCAUAAACUGAAAACAGCUUUUAAAAAUUUCAUAGAAAAAGUAGAGGCUCUGACAAAGGAGGAACUGGAAUUUGAAGUGCCUUUCAGGGACUUGGGAUUUAAUGGGGCUCCCUAUAGGAGUACUUGCCUCCUCCAGCCCACUAGCAGUGCGCUGGUAAAUGCUACAGAAUGGCCACCUUUUGUGGUGACACUGGAUGAAGUGGAGCUUAUCCAUUUUGAGAGGGUCCAGUUUCACCUAAAGAACUUUGAUAUGGUAAUUGUCUACAAGGACUACAGCAAGAAGGUGACAAUGAUCAAUGCCAUUCCUGUAGCCUCUCUUGACCUCAAGGAAUGGUUGAAUUCUUGUGACCUAAAGUAUACAGAAGGAGUACAGUCCCUCAAUUGGACUAAAAUCAUGAAGACCAUUGUGGAUGACCCUGAGGGCUUCUUCGAACAAGGUGGCUGGUCUUUCUUGGAACCUGAGGGUGAGGGGAGUGAUGCUGAGGAAGGGGAUUCAGAGUCUGAAAUCGAAGAUGAGACUUUCAACCCUUCAGAGGAUGACUAUGAAGAGGAAGAGGAGGACAGUGAUGAAGAUUAUUCAUCAGAAGCUGAAGAAUCAGACUAUUCCAAGGAAUCACUGGGCAGUGAAGAAGAGAGUGGGAAGGAUUGGGAUGAACUGGAAGAAGAAGCCCGAAAAGCGGACCGUGAAAGUCGUUACGAGGAAGAAGAAGAACAGAGUCGGAGUAUGAGCCGGAAGAGAAAGGCAUCUGUACACAGUUCAGGCCGUGGCUCUAACCGUGGUUCCAGACACAGCUCUGCACCCCCCAAGAAAAAGAGGAAGUAACACUGAACUUUUUGACCCUCAGCUCCAUUCUUCCUCCAGCCAACUCCUAAAAAUUUUACAUGACAUUGAAACUGUAUUUUUCCUUUUGUUUUCUUUCAAGUUUUGCCAUUUGUGUUCAUGGGUUUAGAGGGCCAUAUGUGUGGACCAAUCUACUCGGGGAAUUCCAGGCCCACCAGGACAUGUGCCAGUGGCCCAUUCAGAUGGCAAGGGAGGAGGAGGUGUUCUUGAAGAAGGGCGGAGGUUCCCGCUGUUAAAAAUACCGUUCAUCCCUCUCUUCCUGUCACCUUCUGCCAGGACAUCAGUGGCUUCUGACAUCUUAUCUUUGGUGUCUCAAAGCUGUACUUCCAAGACAUUGGUACACAGUGAUCCUUUACUGCCUGUGUACCAUGGUUCUUGACCAGCAGGUUCAGUCCUCCAUCCUACCCUACUGCCAUGACCUUCCACGCAUCUCUUUAAGUUCCGUCUUUACAGUACUCAAGAAAAGGUUCUUGGAAUGUGCCAAGAAUUGUGAUAAAACCAUACAACUUGAGCUAGUGAGGCAGAUUGGGCUGCUGCCUUCAUCUUGAGUUCUCCUGUUUUCUUGCCUCAUGCGUAUUCUGAGGUAUUUCUGCUGCCUUGGAAGACAUACGAAGCAGUGACACUCCCUGGCUCCAUUUUUCUCCUUACAAGUUGACACAUGGUACAAUGAUAGAAGGCAAAAUUACUGCUGUCUCUUCUGAGAUAUCUAAGGAAGAAUGGUUGUGCCUCAUAGACUACUCCAAGUGAAAUCUAGAGGGUGGCUCAAAGGAUUCAACAUUUAGAUCUGGAAGGGGCAAGUCAUGCCUUGGGCCUAGAAUAUCUUGAUGAGAAAAGAGAAGAGGAAGGGAGGCCAUGUCUACAACACAGCCUCUUGGCACUGCUGCUUCUUAUUUUUACUUGUCCUGCAUUGUCCUAUAUUUAUCAAAGUUUCUGUUGAACAGCUUUUUAAGUAUGGGGAAAUUUUUCUUGCCAUCCUCCCCUUCUGGUUCUCUGCACCCACCUGUCCCACUGCACUUCCUUCCGUGUUCUGUGACUUUAAGAGAAUAGGGGGAGGGGGUCUCAUAUUUUAUGUUUGUCUGUUUGUUUGUUUUUCUCCUUAGCAGUAGAACUUGAUAUUUUCAAUUUUGGAAGAACUAAAUGAUAAAUAAA
This is a messenger RNA of Castor canadensis (American beaver), 2304 nucleotides long. The record is from RefSeq and is a predicted model, not a curated record. NCBI's taxonomy places the organism in Eukaryota, Metazoa, Chordata, Mammalia, Rodentia, Castoridae.